Molecule: messenger RNA, 1801 nt
Organism: Carica papaya (papaya)
Lineage: Eukaryota; Viridiplantae; Streptophyta; Magnoliopsida; Brassicales; Caricaceae
Gene: C4H
Product: cinnamate-4-hydroxylase
Biological process (GO): lignin metabolic process
Molecular function (GO): iron ion binding; trans-cinnamate 4-monooxygenase activity; heme binding
Source: RefSeq, a predicted model, not a curated record
CCAAAAUCAACCCCCGUUUGGCUUAUAAAUCCCCUUCAUCUUCUUCUUAUUUCUUCAGUCACUCCCACCACAUCUCCCAUAAACUCGCCAUUAAUUGAUCAUCCAUAACACCACCAUGGAUCUCCUCCUCUUGGAGAAGACCCUUUUGGCUGUCUUCUUCGCCGUCGUUCUCGCAAUAACCAUCUCCAAGUUCCGGGGAAAGCGUUUCAAGCUUCCUCCCGGACCCAUCCCCGUCCCUGUGUUUGGCAACUGGCUCCAAGUCGGCGAUGACUUAAACCACCGAAACCUCACAGAUCUCGCCAAGAAAUACGGCGACAUAUUCCUCCUCCGAAUGGGGCAGCGGAACCUGACAGUCGUCUCGUCCCCAGAACUAGCCAAAGAGGUGCUCCACACUCAGGGAGUGGAGUUCGGGUCCAGGACCCGGAACGUGGUAUUCGAUAUCUUCACCGGUAAGGGACAGGAUAUGGUGUUCACAGUUUACGGUGAGCACUGGAGGAAAAUGAGGCGGAUCAUGACCGUCCCUUUUUUCACCAACAAGGUUGUGCAGCAGUAUCGUUACGGGUGGGAGGAUGAGGCGGCACGUGUAGUGGAGGAUGUGAAGAAAAACCCAGAGUCCGCCACGAAUGGGAUCGUGUUGAGAAGGCGAUUGCAGCUGAUGAUGUACAAUAACAUGUACAGAAUCAUGUUCGACAGGAGAUUCGAGAGCGAGGAUGAUCCUCUGUUCAAUAAACUGAAGGCAUUGAACGGGGAGAGAAGCAGAUUGGCUCAGAGCUUUGAGUAUAACUACGGAGAUUUUAUACCCAUCUUAAGACCCUUCCUGAGAGGUUACUUGAAGAUCUGCAAGGAGGUUAAGGAGAGAAGGUUGCAGCUGUUCAAGGACUAUUUCGUGGAGGAAAGGAAGAAGCUAGCAAGCACGAAGAGCAUGACGAACGAGGGAUUGAAGUGCGCGAUCGACCACAUAUUAGACGCCCAACAAAAGGGGGAGAUUAAUGAGGACAACGUUCUUUACAUCGUCGAGAAUAUCAACGUUGCUGCAAUUGAAACAACAUUGUGGUCAAUCGAGUGGGGCAUUGCUGAGUUGGUGAACCAUCCUCAAAUUCAAGCAAAAUUACGAAACGAGUUGGACACAAUGUUAGGCCCUGGCGUGCAAAUCACUGAGCCUGACACCUAUAAGCUGCCCUACCUCCAAGCUGUGAUCAAGGAGACUCUGAGACUCCGAAUGGCAAUUCCUCUCCUCGUGCCGCACAUGAACCUCCACGACGCGAAACUCGGGGGCUAUGAAAUUCCGGCAGAGAGCAAAAUCUUGGUGAAUGCUUGGUGGCUGGCUAACAACCCAGCUCAAUGGAAAAACCCAGAAGAGUUCAGGCCAGAGAGGUUUUUGGAAGAGGAGGCCAAGGUGGAGGCCAACGGAAACGACUUCCGUUACCUUCCCUUCGGAGUUGGGAGAAGAAGCUGCCCUGGAAUAAUUCUGGCUUUGCCAAUUUUGGGCAUUACAAUAGGUCGCUUGGUUCAGAAUUUUGAACUGUUGCCUCCGCCAGGACAGUCCAAGAUUGAUACCUCAGAAAAAGGUGGACAAUUCAGCUUGCACAUUUUGAAGCACUCUACCAUCGUUAUGAAACCAAGAUCAUUUUAGUUUCACUGCGUUUUAUUCCUUCGAAGAGUGUUUGGUAUUGUCGUGAGACUGUUCUGGUGAAAACAAUGGCUAUAUGAAUUGAAUUUGGUACGAUAUACAAUCAUGUAAAUCUGUAUUGAACUUUGAAAUGAUGAAUUAAAAUCUGUCGUAUCAAUAAUUUCAUCACAA